GGGGAGUAAUUAUUUGAAAAAAGGGGCCGUCGCCAAGUCGCCAAUCGGUUUUGUUUACAUUUAGGCUUAUGCUCAAAAAAGAUGCUCGUCCGAGAGUUGGGUUUCGUUCUCGUCCUUGUGACCUUGUCCGCUGCCCACUCGGUGCACCACCACGGCCACCACUCGAGAGGCGAGAGGGAGGAAGAUGGAGCCUACAGCCCCAGGGAUUCUGGACACUUCGAUGAGGUUGGAGGGCAUCACGGAGAAUUCGAUCAUGAAGCCAUUUUAGGAAGUGUGAAAACUGCUGAAGAGUUUGACACUCUUCCUCCUGAUGAAGCCAAGAGGAGGUUAAGAAUUCUCCUAACUAAAAUGGACAGAAACAAGGAUGGUCAAAUAGAGAGGAAAGAGUUGCAUUCCUGGAUUUUAAGAUCAUUCAGGUUGCUUUCUGAGGAAGAGGCCGAGGAAAAGUUUGAGGAUGUGGAUGAAAAUAGAGACGGAAAAGUCACUUGGGAGGAACAUUUGGAAGAUGCCUACGGUGGCACUGUCGUUGAGGACAUCCAGAUGCAUGAGCCAAAUGUUAAGAUGCUGCAAGACGACAGGGAGCUUUUCAACGCCGCUGAUAAAAACAAAGAUGGCUAUUUGAACAAACAAGAGUUUUCCUUGUUCAGCAGUCCAGAGGAACACCCUGAGAUGCACGACAUUAUCCUGAAUCACACCCUUUCUGAAAAGGACACCAACAGAGACGGUCAUCUCACCUUCCAGGAGUUUAUUGGAGAAAGAGCGUCAAACCAGGAAAAAGAAUGGUUAAUAUCAGAAAAGGAAAAGUUUGACUCGGAAUAUGACAAAAACAAGGAUGGUCAACUCGAUAAGGCUGAGUUGUUGGCGUGGGUUGUGCCCAGUGACGACGAAAUAGCUGAGGAGGAAGUGGUGCACCUUUUCGCCUCAGCUGACGAUGACCACGAUGACUUCCUCAGUUUCGACGAAGUCAUUGAACACCAUGACAUAUUUGUUGGGUCCGAAGCCACUGAUUAUGGGGACCAUCUGCACAAAGUGCACACUUUUUCUGACGAACUGUGAAUUCUCUUGCACUGCCAUAUAAAUCAUGUAUAAAGCCAGUAUCAUUGUAAUAUUUAUUUGUUGUGCAUUUACUCAUACGACAGAUAAUAAGUGUUGUCACGUCACUACUAGAAGUAUACUUAAUUGUAAUAAAGAUCAGUAUUUCAUAAUGUAAGCAUAAGUUUUUUUUAAAUAAUAUACCUUGUUCUCUUGUAUAACUUGUGCAUAUAUUUAUUGGUGCCAUUCAUUUAACCAAGCGAAAUAAUAAAAUAAAAUGCGUGCUUUGGCGUUGACUGGAUCUAACUUUAAAGGGACUUGGACUUAGGGAAAGCAGAUAAAUAUCAAGCUGAAGCUUACCAAAUAAAUAUCAAUUUCAAGUCUAAAGCUCCUUGAAUAGUCAGAUCACCUGACUUCAGCACAGUUAAAAUUUGAAUGAGUAAUUAUUUUCUUUCCAACACUUCCAAAUCAAUAGAGAGUCUCGAUCUAAAACCAUAUGUACAACAGGAAUCCAAGAUUACGCCAGACAACACCAUGCCAAAAGACGAUUCCUCCUCCUUGUCUCCGCUAUCAUCGUUAUCGGAGGAGGUGGGACAGUCUUGGGCGCUUGCAAUCAACUGUUUCCAGCCCCUCUUCUCGCCUCAC
This is a messenger RNA of Cloeon dipterum, 1677 nucleotides long. RefSeq names its product reticulocalbin-2. Bases 82 to 1056 code for a protein of 324 amino acids. The transcript is spliced from 7 exons. Lineage: Eukaryota; Metazoa; Arthropoda; Insecta; Ephemeroptera; Baetidae. Gene Ontology annotation, cellular component: endoplasmic reticulum. Gene Ontology annotation, molecular function: calcium ion binding. The record is from RefSeq and is a predicted model, not a curated record.